Ruditapes philippinarum (Manila clam) is the source of this 1630-nucleotide messenger RNA. RefSeq names its product high affinity cGMP-specific 3',5'-cyclic phosphodiesterase 9A-like. Lineage: Eukaryota; Metazoa; Mollusca; Bivalvia; Venerida; Veneridae. Gene Ontology annotation, molecular function: 3',5'-cyclic-GMP phosphodiesterase activity. Bases 55 to 435 code for a protein of 126 amino acids. The record is from RefSeq and is a predicted model, not a curated record. The transcript has 4 exons. Gene Ontology annotation, biological process: cGMP catabolic process.
CAAGGUGUGUCUUAAUGAUCAAUAAUACAUAUAUUUCGUAUUUUACAGCUGAAGAUGGUUUUAAUCAAAUGUUGUGAUAUAUCAAACGAAGUGCGUCCAAUGGAGGUGUCAGAACCUUGGGUUGACUGCCUUUUAGAGGAAUACUUCAAUCAGUCUGACAGGGAAAAGAUGGAAGGUUUACCAGUAGCACCUUUCAUGGAUAGAGAUAAAGUGACCAAACCAACGGCUCAGAUCGGAUUUAUCAAAUUUGUUCUCAUUCCAAUGUUUGAAACAGUAUCAAAGCUAUUCCCACAGAUAGAUGAGACGAUGGUCCAACCAUUACGUCUAUCACGUGAUAGAUAUGAAGGUAUGAAGGAACAGAGUACGCCACCUAACCCAAAGCCUCAAAAAGAUCAGGUAGCUGAGGUGCGAAAAAAGACGGACAGUGAGGCGUAGUGGCGUAGAGGUGAAUAAAGAAGACGUUUAUACCUUGAAACAUAUCAUAUUUUUAUUACAGUGUAAAUGAUUGAGUAAAAUGUGAACAUUUCCUUAAAGUGUCAACUAUUAACCCUAAUAUGUUUUUAAACGUUGAAACAGUAGACAUUUUGAUUUCUACGAAGAUCAAAUAAGGGUAAAACAAUAUGAUAUAAGGAUGUAAGAAACUAUUUUCCAUAAGAAAGUUUACCUUCUUUUCAUCCUUGGUUUAAAGUGAUAUAUAUUUACCAAACAAACAUCGAAUAAAAGAUUAUCUUGUUUAUACUAUAUUUUUCAUUUAAUUGUGUAAAUGAAAGCGUAGCAGAAGAAAGACAGUUUAAAUUGCAUUAUAUUGAACAAUGCAUAUUUAGGAAUGAGUGGGAACCGUGUAAUAAAGACUGCCAGGCAUUAAUAAAUACUAAAUCUUUUUUCAAGGAGAAGGAAGUAUAAAGUAGCUGUCCAGACAGUCAUGUUUUUGUUGAAAGGCUAUGCAAACAGAAUAAUGUUUGAAUUUCAAAAGAAUCAUAAUUUAAUAUUUUACUAGGUUACUAGGGAUUUCUAAAUAUCUGUGAUUACAUAUGUUUUAGAUAUGAGCUAAAGGAAGGUAAAAGAUUUAACCGACAUUCCAGAAGUUACGAAAACGUCUCAGAAAGCCGAUAUUUUGGUUUAUAUAGUGUACAGUUUUUUGUACUUUAUUUGUGUGCAUAAAAGACUUGGCACACAUAAAUUUAACUCCUUCCGUUUUGUUUUACGGGGGUUAUUUGUUUCUGAAUUUGCUGUGUAUGUCAUAUUGUUAUACUGUGUCCUGUAUUAUAAAAUGUUUAACAAGAAAAGAUAACUAAAUUAUGAUCUCCACUAUAUUAACAUAAAUCUUUUUUCACAAAUUAUGUUGUAAAAUCUGUUAUGAUUGACAACGGUUAAAUUGAUCAGACCAAUUAAAGAUAGCACAUUUUUUAAAAAAACUCUUGUAUAUUUCUAAUAAUUUAUUACUACCUUUUUUCAAUAUUUUUAAUAAAUAAUACUUGUUGAGGCUUACUGACGUUUCAAGUCUGCCUCUGUAUAACAUUCCUAGUUCCCGUGUUGUUGUGAAACAACCUUUUGAUAUUUUUGUUAGUCGUCCUGAAAUAUUGUGAUGCUCCAAAAAUUGAAAAAUUAAAUAAAUAUUGAUUUAUUUAUA